This is a messenger RNA of Cladophialophora immunda, 1499 nucleotides long. RefSeq lists its product as uncharacterized. The transcript has 2 exons. The coding region runs from base 60 to 1499 and encodes 479 amino acids. The record is from RefSeq and is a predicted model, not a curated record. NCBI's taxonomy places the organism in Eukaryota, Fungi, Ascomycota, Eurotiomycetes, Chaetothyriales, Herpotrichiellaceae.
CUUGGAAAGACACAAAUGCGGUAUUGAGCGGACAAAGGCCUCGCGCCAUCGUCUACAGGAUGUCGUCCACUUUGGACUCGAUUCCUAGACAAACCGAGACAACUACAGCGUCUUUGGCGACACUCUCUACGAAUGCUCUGCAAUUAUUUGCAGAUCUUGCCAUCAUAGCGCCUGAGAAUGGCGACGCCCACGGUACCUCAGCAGAUAGCAGCAUCGAACAACAACAUGAGAGACUAUUGCUAUGGGCCUCCAACCUUGGAGCUACGCACCUUGGUCACAGUUCGUUAGAUUACCGCCUUCGACAAGCUGACCUCGUGCGUAACGCUAUUGAGGCCUUCUUAAACGACCUGUGCGGGUCACUGCUCGAAUGUAGGGAAUUCUUACUCUAUGGCGACCUGAGCGCAAUGGACGAUGUCGACGCGUCCGUUCUGACGAGACGAAGCUGCAACUACUCGGAUCAGGCUGUCGCCACUGCUCAACAGAUCAUGCUGGAGGCCGAUUAUGGUUCGGAAAGCGGCGGGAUCGAGGAGCAAGACUUCAGCUUGAUUCUGGAGAGCAUAGCGGAGACAAUCAACUGUCUAUACAAAAUCGCCACGCGUAUCAGGAACCCUGCGACCAGAACUCUGACUAAGAAGGUUCUCGACUUUACGAUCAUAGAUCGCGACACCGGCGUGGAUCUGACGGAAGAGUAUGCCUUACUUGACCGGGAGCACUUGCGCGAGAUGUUCCGCGAUUAUCGAUCUGCCGACCAUCUGAGGUGUUCUGAUGAGCAGGGCGUUUCACAUCAGGCUUUGGACUCGGCUCUGGGAGAACCGCUGGACUUCCUUGCCCAGCGUCUUGCACAGGCGAAUACUAUCCGACGGAAACAGUUCGCAUACUGGAGCCGACACCGAAAGAAGCUCGACGGGGCGUCCGAAGCGACCGCACGAGAAGUGGUACGAGUCCAACAGCCACGACGACAACAAACUUCACAAAGCGUUUCCACGAUCGCACGCUCAGUUCAUGCAGCUGAUUCCGUAGUUCUUUCUCUGCCAACUACUGCCACAACUCUGAACCCAGCCCAAGUCGACCUCGAAGAUGCCAAAUCUGCAGUCACAAUCUCGGAUUAUGCAGGAUCGAUUCGCAGCAUCUCUACCACUAGGAGAGAGGUUUCAGAGAUACCAGAACCACCUUCGAAUCUCAAAGGCCGGCGCUAUUUCGAAUGCCCAUAUUGUCUGACACUGUGCUCUGGAGCAUAUCUAGAAAGGAAAGCCUGGAGGCAAGUUGAUCCCUGCGCAAAUUGGAAUGUAUCAGUUAACAUGUUCUCAAAAGGUCCCACUUAUUGCGAGAUCUGCGUCCGUAUGUCUGUACGUAUCGAGACUGCUCAGAAGGGACAUGUCUCUUUGACACGCGGCAAGAAUGGGUCGCCCACGAAGAUUCGUGCCACCGGCGAAUCGGGCGCUGCCUUGAACACCCUGAAGCCACCUUUCCCACAGUUGCCGCCUAUAAGCAUCACAUAA